CACGGCUCUGUUAGCUAAUGCGGACCGGCAUUCCCACAUGGAUCUUUGUUAAGGGGAGCCGCGAGGACGAAAUUCGGUCAUCAAGCCGAACAGGGGACGAAUGAGUGACGAGAAAUGACGUUGCUAGGAUGGUCCUGCUGGGAAGAUGAUGAAGGCAUCGCUCGGGAUCCAGUCCGCGUUUCUCUGCCUUGCCAUGAUCGCUAGCGCCGCCCGAUCCGAACCAGCCGACACCACCACGACAAACCCAGGACACACUCCCGAUCCAGCCCCGACCAGACCAGUCGUGAGGGUUAACACGACUUCACGGAGACUUGUGUUGGGUGGAAACAACAUGGAUGUAACGACAGAAGUCGUGACUAGGCCGUAUCCUUACGGGACGACGCAGCACAGGAAAAGGCACACUAUGCACUCAGUCAGAAGCCUUCCACGGACGGAUUUAGAACGGCAACUUGCACAGAACAUGGAUAGGAAAGACUCAGUACGAAAUGCUGUAGGAGAAAAGCUCGCGAUGCCUCGACAUGUGGGUAACACAAACAGCACCCACUUCGUCAAAAGAACUACCAGAGAACCGCAAAGCCUUAAGACGACCGAUAUUCCUGUAAGGAAUUCUACUUUUCUUAGCAGCACCCUUGCAAGACUGCAGAGCGGAGGCGUUAAAACGUCUUCUUCUAUCUGCCCUGAGUUUUGUUGCUUUAUGAACGUGUCUUGUCACUAUACCUACGACAUCCACCUGAAGCCUAAGUGCGGGUGUGCGGACGCGGGCGUGGCCGAUAACGAUACAAACACGUGUAAAGUACCGGGGAACUCCGACAUGAACUGGAUGUCUGUCUUAGAGCGGCCGCCGCAGGUACAGGGAACAUGUAUGGGCUCUGUAACCAAGCGGAGUUCGGAUAACGCCACGGGGCUGAAGCUACACUGUCACAUCGACCAGGUGCAGGAUUUUACCUACACCGUGCUGCAUUGGAAUGUGAGCCCGCCUGGGGGCGCUUUUCCGUUCCGCCCGUGCAUUAUGUUUGUGUACGUGAACAACACGGAGCCGCCGCAUUACGUGAAGACCACGGUGGACAUCGUGAUCCAGUACUUCGGCUUCGGUUUGAUCUUUCUGUUCAUCGGAGUCAUCAUGAGUUCCUGUAAGAACAUCAAGGCCUGACUGAAAGUUUUCGAAAAUCUAUCAUACAGCGAAAAUUGACGGAAGUUUUCGUACACAGAGAUGUAUUAUAACACAAAACACUGACU
Molecule: messenger RNA, 1236 nt
Organism: Branchiostoma belcheri (Belcher's lancelet)
Lineage: Eukaryota; Metazoa; Chordata; Leptocardii; Amphioxiformes; Branchiostomatidae
Exons: 2
Coding region: 146-1150 (334 amino acids)
Source: RefSeq, a predicted model, not a curated record